GGGCUUGUCUGGAAAGUUCGCUGCCCUUCCUUCCUUCCCAUCUGCUAAGCUCUGCUGCGGCUCUGACGCGCUCCUCAGUUAGCUUCCCCUCCUACUGUCAAGCAGAGCACUUGACAACGUGCGCUAGCACAAGCUUUUAGGAACUACACAAGAGUGCUUCGUCUGUGUACUACAAGGAUAAUAGUUACUAGCUAUCAGGUUAUAUUAAUCGCAUAUCCCCUUGCUCAUCUUUCAAUGAUAUAGCAUAAGUGGAGGAAAUAAGAUACGCAGCUUUAGAACAAGACGUUUAGCUCUCUGGCUAGCAUUAGCUAGGAUUGUUCAGUGUUUUUUUGUGGUGCUGUUCAGAAUAUACCAAAUAUGACUGCAGAAGAAGUGACAAACGAAGGACAGACAAUCCCCAUUGAGGGAGAAGACAUCACCCCCAAGAAGGAUGGAGGAGUCCUUAAGCUGGUCAAGAAGGAGGGCACGGGCAGCGAGAUGCCCAUGACGGGUGAUAAGGUGUUUGUGCACUAUGUGGGCACGCUGCUGGACGGCAGCAAGUUCGACUCGAGCCGCGACCGCGACGACAAGUUCAACUUUGAGCUGGGCAAAGGUCAGGUGAUCAAGGCGUGGGACAUCGGCGUGGCGACCAUGCGGGUGGGGGAGGUGAGCCAGCUGGUGUGUAAACCGGAGUACGCGUACGGAGCCGCCGGGAGCCCCCCCAAGAUCCCACCCAACGCCACACUCGUCUUUGAGGUGGAGCUCUUUGAGUUCCAUGGGGAGGACAUCACUGAGGCAGAGGAUGGAGGGAUCAUCCGGCGGAUCUUGACAAAAGGAGAAGGGUACAGCAAGCCCAACGAAGGAGCCGCUGUUGAGGUGAGCAUUGAGGGCCGGUAUGAGGAGCGUGUGUUUGACGAGCGGGAGCUGAAGUUUGAGCUGGGCGACGGUGAUAACCUGGACCUUCCGCCCGCCGUGGAGAAGGCUCUGCUGAACAUGGAGAAGGGCGAGGAGGCCCUCUUCACCGUCAAACCAAAGUAUGGCUUUGGAAGCACUGGAAAGGCAAAAUUCAAUAUCCCAGGGGGAGCAACAUUGCAGUAUAAAAUCAAGCUAACUACUUUUGAGAAGGCCAAGGAAUCAUGGGAGAUGAACACGGAUGAGAAGCUGGAACAGAGCGGCAUCGUUAAGGACAAGGGCACACAGUACUUUAAGGAUGGGAAGUAUAAGCAGGCCUCUGUGCAGUACAAGCGGAUCAUCUCCUGGCUGGAGCACGAGUCGGCGCUGAAGGGGGAGGAUGAAGAGAAGGCCAAGGCCUUGCGAUUAGCUGCUCACCUGAACCUGGCCAUGUGCUACCUGAAGCUGCAGGAGCACAGCCAGGCCCUGGAGAACUGUGACAAGGCUCUUGAAUUGGACGCCAACAACGAGAAGGCCCUGUUCCGGCGCGGCGAGUCCCUGUUCGGCCUGAAGGAGUUUGAGCGCGCCCGCGACGACUUCACCCGCGUCACCCAGCUGUACCCCGCCAACCGGGCGGCCAAGGCCCAGGUGCAGGGGUGCCAGAAGCACAUCAAGGAGCAGCACGAGAAAGACAAGCGUCUCUAUGCCGGAAUGUUCCAGAAAUUCGCUGAGAGGGACGCCAAGGUGAUGGACGACACCAAGGGCAAGGAGAACGGCGACGGAGACUCCAUGGAUGUUGCGGAGAAUGGAGCCGCAGAGCAGACUGCAGCAUGAGUGUGUGUCUGACAGGGUGUGUGUGUGUGUGUGUGUGUGAGUGUGAGUGUGGGAGAGACAUUGAGUGUGUGUGCAUGAAGAUCAGUACUGUCCCUAUUUUUAUUGUUUUUUUUGUUUCUUUUUUUGUAUCUGCUUUGUGCGUCUGAUCGCAGCAAUCAACAGUACUGUUCCAGCUCUGUCAUCUCGCUGUGUGUGUGUGUGUGCGUGUGUGCGUGCGUGCGUGCGUGUGUGCGUGUGUGCGUGUGUGUGUGUGUGUGUGUGUGUGGAAAGGCAGCUAGCUGGUGUGUGUCUGCUUGAAGGCUUUGAAGGAUGAAAAGUGACGUCCCAAAGAGACCCCUCCUACUGCACUGCCCAUCGCUCUCCUGGACCACUCCGCCCUCGCGUGUGAUUGGUUAAUCCACUCUGCCCUCGCGUGUGAUUGGUUAAUCCACUCCGCCCCCACGUGUGAUUGGUUAAUUUGCCUGACUGACAGCAGUAGGGGAUGCUGCAACCCUCCCACCUAAUCUAUUCCCAUAUGCACUA
Messenger RNA from Clupea harengus (Atlantic herring), 2226 nucleotides. It is a transcript of the gene fkbp4, whose product is annotated as FKBP prolyl isomerase 4. Lineage: Eukaryota; Metazoa; Chordata; Actinopteri; Clupeiformes; Clupeidae. Gene Ontology annotation, molecular function: peptidyl-prolyl cis-trans isomerase activity; protein binding. The record is from RefSeq and is a predicted model, not a curated record.